CCAAUUCGAUAUCCAAGCUUUAGCGAUGUUCUGCCUAAAGACACCGUCUUACUUAGUCUACCGCAGUGCCAACACAUCAACGAACUAAGCAGCAAAACUCCCUACUUUAGUAGGAAGACCUCACGCGUCGAAACUGGACGCGCGGUGUAACGUCUGAAAACCAAGGCCCCAACCGAAAGACAACGCAAUUGGCCAAGGGGUUUCAUUUUUGCAGACUUUUCAUCCUUGUCCAGAGCAGCUGCCGCAAUUAAUCUGGUGGCAGAACCGUUGGUUGUGUGGCCACACCCCGUUUGGAGCUCGGAGCUUCUUCCGAGGGGCAUUGGCUUUGGAGGUUUCUUUUUUAACUAGGAGAAGGUAUCAUGACUACGCCUCCUGCAAGAAGGCUUGGCCUAAGCAUUCGCCACUCGCCUGGCCAUCUGCUUAAAUCGUUAAAUCCCAACAACGGAACGACAACCGUGGCGGCGGCGACGACGACGACAACGACAACAACGACAGCAGCAGCAUCAUCAUCAGCAGCAAUAACAACAACCACCGCGAAGACGACGACUGCUGCACACAAAUCAGACUCUAAGCCCCGAGGGGGACGCUCUCAGCUCAAAAUCCCCGAGCCCAUUCCUGAAGAUAUAUUUGCACCCCCUCUUGCGUCAAGCGAUGUGGACGAUGACGACGAUGACGACGACAACAACGACGACAAAACCGCUGAAGCUAACUUAGAAUCUAACGAGCAAGCGCGUCUCUACGCAGACAGCUCGGACUCAGAAGCCCUUCCCCGAGGAGCAAUUUCGGCUACCAAUUUCACAUCGUCAAAUCAAAACGGCAGGCGACAAAGUCUUCGAACAAGAUCUCAAGAGACAAAAGCAGCAUCUCAGCUCCCAAGAGAAUCUGCUGAGGUAGAGCCCGGUACCAGGAAGAGGAAACGACAGUCUGGCACUUCCAUUGACAAGGGAAGCUCAAAGAAAAAUGCGCUCGACGAGCCGGACACAUCUGCGUUACCCUCGAGCUCUGCUAGUCAUUUUACGAAUAGCCAGGGUUUCGUAAAGAAACCCAAAGUGAAAAACACUUUUGGGAGGAGGAGCCUCAAUUCUCAGGAAAGCCGAAAGUCCAGAGUCUCAGAAGAACCUUCAUUGCCCAAACUUCGACGCUUCCCAAUCUCAGAAGAGCCCACAUUGCCCGUACUUCGACCUCCCGAAUUCAGUGCUAUCAAGUCGGUUCGAAAGAGCUCCCAGUUCAUCGUACCAGAUUCUGACGACUUUUCGUCUCCCAUCAAACGACGCCAGCCUCGUCAACGAUUGCUGCACAUUCAUUAUGGUAACGACAGCGACACUGACGAGGACAACAACAAUGACAACAAUGGGGAUAACAACGGUGACAGCAACGGUGACACUGCGGUUCUUAGUCAGCCAAAGUCUACCAUUGACGAUAUCGAGCUUGAAAAAACCAAGCCAAAGGAAAAGCGAAGAGAAAAUCCCUUGCUACGUUUGGCGAAGAAAAAUGCUGCUGUUAAAAUUCAGAAGGCGAGGGAAGCAUCGCCAGGGUCGCCCUCGCCACCACCGGCGAGAUUCGUAAUGCCGGCACAGCUCUCGGAUUUCAAAAUGCGUAAAAGACUAAGCGGCGGCGGCGUCAACGACAUCGACAAUGGCGAUUUGUCCGAUGCGGGCAGCAGUAGCAGCGAUCUCAGCUCCCUCGGGGAUAUUUUCCCAGACAAGGAAGCUCCAAAAGACGGGCAGGCGCUGUGUCCCUGGUGCGGCGCCUCAGUCGAUAUGCAACAGCUCAAGGAGUUCUCAGAGGGCAGACAGCGACUAAGCGUCAAGAUGCAGACCAAAUUCUGCGAGUCGCACAGGAAAACAUCAGCACAGGAGACGUACGAAUUGAAAUCUUACCCCGAGGUCCAGUGGGAGAGCCUGACAGAGCGCUUCGAGAGCCACCGGGGCCGUCUCCUCGGCAUCAUCAAUGGCGAAGAAGAAUCACACUACCGCACCGCCUUGGCAGACAAGAUCUCGCUGGGCAAAGGCCGGUCCAUGAACAAGGAAGAGAACCUCAACCCGGGUUACUACGGCCCGCGAGGCUUCAACAUGAUGUGCGACUACCUCGUCGGGGAGUUUAGCGACAUGCUCAAGAAGAAGGCCAUCCACGACAAGGUCAUUGCAGGAAGGGGCCCGCCGGCUUUUAUCCAGUCGGUGUUGGUGCCGGAGCUGGGCGUGCAGCUGAUCAUGGAGGACAUGCAGGUCUCACUGGAAGAAGCAAGGGGCAUAUUGGAAGAGAGUAAAGCCCUGGGUGAGCUGGUGCAUGGAGAGAUUUGAUUGCCUCUCAAGCGAGCAUGGCAAGGUGAGCUUUGGUGUACGUUUGCUCUCUUUUAAUGCACAAGAGAGGAACAAGAAAGGGAGAGAAAAGAAAAAAAAAAGAAAAGAAAAAAAAAAGAAGAAGAAACAAGAGAGAGAGAGAGAGAGAGAGAGAGAGAAGAGAGAGAGAAAGGAACCCCCCUGUCAGUCGUGGCUAAAAGGGCAAAUGAUUGUACGAAUUUCGUUGUAAUGGCCCUUUCAUUUAUUGCCAGUCUCGUUGUUUUUCUAGAGAUUAAUGGCGAGUUUUAUGUAUAUGUGCUCCCCCAACUUAGGAUACCUACCUACCCUUUUCUUUUUCUUCAACUACCUAGUUAGCGCAACCUUAGAAAGAAAUGAGAUGGUGUUUUGUGACGCUCAACUAAAAUGGG
This is a messenger RNA of Trichoderma asperellum CBS 433.97, 2707 nucleotides long. RefSeq lists its product as uncharacterized. Lineage: Eukaryota; Fungi; Ascomycota; Sordariomycetes; Hypocreales; Hypocreaceae. The record is from RefSeq and is a predicted model, not a curated record.